Zingiber officinale is the source of this 3430-nucleotide messenger RNA. Its product is annotated as auxin response factor 7-like. Gene Ontology annotation, cellular component: nucleus. Lineage: Eukaryota; Viridiplantae; Streptophyta; Magnoliopsida; Zingiberales; Zingiberaceae. The transcript has 16 exons. Bases 852 to 2891 code for a protein of 679 amino acids. The record is from RefSeq and is a predicted model, not a curated record. Gene Ontology annotation, molecular function: protein binding; DNA binding. Gene Ontology annotation, biological process: regulation of DNA-templated transcription; response to hormone.
CGGACACGGGAUUAGGAACGUGGGGAAACGCAGGGAAACGGCGAAUUCGUCGAGCGAUCGGGAGGCAGCGUCAACGGAUGGUGCGGUGUAGCUGUAGGGUCUCCUAGCGACAAGGCGUAGUGAAAAAAAAGAGAGGGGAAGCUCCGCCCGCCUCUCAAUUCCUCUAUACUUUUCCGCGCCGUCGUUUCGCGGGAUUCUUCUCUCCGUCUUCUCGAUCGCGGUCUCGUGGUUCCUUCGUCGCAGGAGAUCUUCUUGAUCGGAAAGCUGUCGGUUUUGGAGGAAGAGAGUUGCUGAACGAACUGUCAGCUGGCUUUUAGAGACGAUCUUUGGGAAAUUUUCAGCCAUAGCGGAGAAAAUAUUUCUGGUCAAGUGUUUGAGUUCCCUCUGGGGGAGAAGAGUCCAGAUUUGUGCUCGAAGAGAAAAAACUGCCUCGAGUUCCAUCUCUCGGUGAUCCUUGCCUCAGAUCUGUGGUUCGGCUGGGAAUUAUUGCAAAGGCGGCGCCUUUCUCGUGCAGCGUUAGCGGUGAAUCCGGAGGCGGCGAAAAAGAAAAACAUUUGCUGCUUCAGCAAGCGUUAAGGAACAAAGCUACAUCCGUUUCAAGGGAAGCAGGUAGAAGAGGAAGAGGCGCUUCUCGAAGCGUUUCUAGGUUUCCCUUUCGGUAAUUACGAGGAAUAAAAGCUUCAAGUUUGACGUCGACGACACACGGGAUUUCCGUGAGGCUGAAAUUGCUUGAGCUGCUCUGCAGUUAAUGUGGCAAUCAAGAGCCUUCUGUGUGCGUUUAAGCUUCUCCUUGGCUUGGUAGUGCAGACACUUCUGUUUUUUCUUCCGAAGAGAAAUUUUAGGUUGGUUUCAUGGCUUUGGCGCCACCGAAUAGUUCAUCUACAGCUCUCGUCUCAGGGGCUUAUCGAGAUGUCUUGUACCCAGAACUAUGGAAAGCAUGUGCAGGAUCUUUAGUUACUCUGCCUCGUGAAGGAGAAAAGGUUUAUUACUUUCCCCAAGGCCACAUGGAGCAGCUCGAAGCAUCAAUAAAUCAAGGAUAUGACCAGCAAAUGCCCUUGUUUGAUUUGCCACCAAAGAUCCUAUGCAAGGUAGUCCAUGUUCAGCUGCAGGCUGAAGCAGAUACAGAUGAAGUUUUUGCUCAGAUCAUGCUGCUCCCUGAAACUGAUCAAACAGAAGUUACUAGCCCUGAUACUCCAUUACCUGAGCCUGAAAAGGGCAAUGUUCACUCAUUCUGUAAAGUUCUAACUGCAUCAGACACAAGCACUCAUGGUGGUUUCUCUGUUCUAAGAAGGCAUGCAGAUGAGUGCCUUCCUCCACUGGAUAUGUCCCAGAAUCCACCCUGGCAAGAACUAAUUGCUAAAGAUCUUCAUGGAAAUGAUUGGCAUUUCCGACACAUUUUUCGAGGACAACCAAGGCGACAUCUGCUGACAACUGGUUGGAGUGUUUUUGUGAGCUCAAAGAAAUUGGUAGCUGGUGAUGCAUUGAUCUUUUUAAGAGGUGAAAAUGACGAGCUUCGAAUUGGGGUGAGAAGGCUUAUGAGACCUAUAACUAACAUGCCAUCAUCAGUCAUAUCCAGUCAUAGUAUGCAUGUUGGUGUUCUUGCUACUGCAUCUCAUGCUUUUACCACUGGGUCUCUGUUUUCUGUUUUUUACAAGCCAAGAACAAGUCGAUCGCAGUUCAUUGUAAGCGUAAACAAGUAUCUUGAAGCUAAAAACCACAAGUUCUCUGUUGGUUUGAGAUUUAAGAUGAGAUUUGAGGGUGAUGAAAGUUCAGAAAAGAGUUUCAGUGGUACUAUCAUUGGUCAAGACAAGGCACCAUCUCGAUGGGCAGAUUCAGAAUGGAGAUGCCUCAAGGUUCAAUGGGAUGAACCUUCGUCUAUAUCAAGGCCUGAAAGAGUUUCACCAUGGGAAUUGGAACCGCUUGUUAUAGCUACUCUCUCAACAUCUCAACCAGCAGUCAGAAACAAACGUGCCCGACCAUUGGUUUCAUCUGCUCUAACAUCUGAUCGAACUCCAGCAUGUAGUUUAUGGAAAUCAUCUGGAAAGAACACUCGAAGUCUAUCAUUCUCGGGUUCACAUAGCGAAACAGAGAUAUGUACGCCAUCCUGCCCAAUACCUUUAUUCACAUCGGCACCAAAGCAUGGUUCAGCUGAACCUAUCGCAAACAAUGGACCAUCAGCUGCUAACAACUCUAUAUACCGGUCAAUUGUGGGGAACCAAAUUAAUUCCUUGUCAAGCAGUGAUGAUGAACAUAGUGAAAGGAAGCAAGAAACUAGGACUGGCUGUAGGCUGUUUGGUGUCCAACUAGUUGAGAGUUGUGUAGUUGAGGAAAUUGCUGUACCAACUGCCAUUUCUUCUGUUAGAGAGGAACAACCAGUGACGUCUUUGGAUGCUGGAUUAGAUCAACAAUCUCAACUACCAAAAUUUAACAGGUCCAACGUUCCUGUACUCAUUAGUGAACCUGAGAAGUCUUGCUUGAGGUCAACCCAAGAAUCUCAAAAUCGGCAAUCAAGGAGCUGCACCAAGGUUCACAUGCAAGGAAUGGCAGUUGGGAGGGCAGUGGACUUGACUAGAUUGGAUGGAUAUAAUGAUCUUCUUCUGAAGCUGGAAGAGAUGUUUAAUAUUAAGGGAGAGCUAUCCGGCGGAGUAAACAAGUGGGAGGUUGUCUACACUGACGAUGAGGAGGACAUGAUGAUGGUUGGUGAUGAUCCAUGGCACGAGUUCUGCAGCAUGGUCAGGAAAAUAUAUAUUUACACAUGUGAAGAGUCCAGAAGGCUUGCCCCUAAGGUGAAGCUUCCUGCUUUUGGCAACGCGAUCAAGCCUGCAUCCAAGAAACCUUUGCCUUGUGCCGACAAUAGUACCAAACUGGAAGAUCAAAUUCCUGCUGCAUAAUAAUAUUGCUGACUGUCUACUAGUUGUGAAGCCAGUUCAUCAAUUGUUAGGAUGGUCCCUGUUUAUUCUUUGGCCCACUGGCUGCUGGCCCUGCCGUGUUGCUAACAGAAUCAAUCAAAAAGGAUGGGGGAUGGUGCUUUGGUUUAGGGCUCCCAUGCUUUUGUCUUUGUAGCAUUUUCUUCUUAGUUAGGAUGGUCCUUGCAGGUGCACGAGAGCUAAGCGAUGGCGAAAAUAAGUCGACUCUAGAAUAAGGCAUUGGAGAAGGGGUGAUAGAUAUACUGCAGUCUAAUGAGCUACUACUUUCCUAGCUACCAAAUAGAUGUACAUAAUUAGGCCUCAAGUUGCUAGUCUAUGUAUUAACAUCCGUGUUACAUCACAGAAUGCUAUUUGCUUCCAUCAAAUGGGAGUGUGUAUAUUAAGAAUUGGUUUUUGAUUUUUUUUUAAGUUUAAAGUGCUGUAUGAUGAGAUAAAUUUUGUACAAUUAAUGAUGAAAUCUGCAAGGCACCAACCUUACAGGAAUGAAUUUCUAUAAACUUUCA